UAAAAUUUUAUAAGUAGCUUAGCAUGGAAGAUAAAGAGAUAGAAGUGAAAAAAUGGCUUACUGGUGAAAAACAAAUUACUUUAAGAUCUGGAUUUGUAUUUAUAAUUAUGUGCCUAUUUGGUCUUCCUAUAUGGUGGAAGACAACAACUGUUCAAAGAGAAUUUAUACCCUUAAAAUUUAUGUUAUCCUUAAAUCCUAAUAAUGUAUCAAAAUCAAAUAUGUUGGAAUUUAACAUUCGUGUAUAUCCUUUAAUUACUUUUAGGAGUAAAGACUUUAUUAAUCAUUUUAUUUUUGACAAUAUGAUUAAGUUUAACCUAUUACCUCUAUUAAACACUAAUUCUCAAAAUAAUUUGAUUAUAAAAUAUAAAAUUAUGGCAUCAAGAUUUAUUUCUCAUAAAAAUCUAGAUGAUCAUCUUCAAAAUUUAAAAAUUUUUGACAGAUACUCAGGAAACAUUUAUAUAAUUUUAGACUUACAUGAAAUCACAAACAUAUCUGAAAAGAGCAAUAGGUAAAUUCGAGACUAAUAAUAUGAGUUAUUAUUUGACUAGCUUACACAAAUUAACAUUUCCACAAUCAAACCAUCCUUUAAUAUCAUUAGAUUUUACUUUUAUAUUUGAUUACACUGCAUAUGGACAACCAUUUGAAACUUUUGAUUUUAGUGAAUUUAUUCAAAAUAUACAUCAUCCUUUGAAAUAUUUGCAUCCAAUAUAUAAUUUUAUCUACAAGAGUAGUUAUACAUAUAUAGAAAAUCUUCCAAUUUAUUGGCAAAAUCAUUUACUUAAUCUUGAAUUUCACUCUAAAUCAUUUAAAGAAGAUAGCUCUGAUUUUUUUGGCUUUAUUAAUUUUAUUGAAUCUUUAAAACCAAUAUCCAUAUCCCAUGAUGGCAAAGAAAAUACAGUUAAAUUUGUUAUUAUCAUCACCAAAGAAAAUAAUUAUUCAAAAAAUGAAUUUCAUCAAGAUUUAACUUCAUUUACAAGCCCAGGCUGGGGAAGUAUUAUAUUCUUUCCAGCCAAUAACAUGGCAAUUAUACAUGAUAAAAACAAUAACUUAUCUCAAUUCAUUCAUUCUAUUUUAUAUAACAAUCAAAAAUUAAAAUCAAUAAUUCUUUUACAUUUAUACCAGUUUAUUGGUUAUCCAUUACACUAUUUAACCCAAAGUUUGUAUUACCAGAAUCUUAAAGCUAAUAAUGUAAAUAUCACAAGAUAUUAUGAAGGUACUCAAAUUUUUUCACAAUAUAAAGAUAAUUAUAGUGAAAUAAUUUUAACUGAUCACUUGUGGAGAAUUCAAAAUUUAAUGAGAAUAAAAAUUUGUGAAAAUAUAGCACAAAGUAUGAUGACAUUACAUAUCUUAGGAAACUUAGUGAAUAAAAUAACUAAUCUCAUUGUUGAUAAACAAGUUGCUCAUAUAAUUUGCGAAUCAGUGCAAAAAUUAAAAUGUGCUAUGGAUUUAAUAUCAAUAACUUACUAUGAUGAAAACUUAUCAAUAAAUAAAUGUGGUUAUGAAUCAGAAAAUAGUUUAUACAUUGCUUACAAUUUUUCUAAAGAAGCCUUGAUAAAUUCUGAAAAAGCAUUUUAUUAUCCCACAUUACUUGAAGUAUUAUAUUUUCCACAAGAUCAAAAAUAUGCUAUAUAUGUUCCACUUUUUUUCCCUGUCUUAAUGGCUAUUGUUUCUUAUCUUUUUGCUUUUCUUAAAAAUAAAUAUAUUCAAAAAAAUAAAAUCAAAAUGGAGUGAUUUGCUGCAUUGAUAUUUUAAAAAAGAAUAUAUUAAAUUAAUUUAAGAUAGAACUUAAACCUUAUAAAAUAUUUAUUUAUUUUAAUUUAUUAAGCUUAGAUUAAAUAUUAUGAGGAUAAUUGUAAUCAGAGACCUGCAGAGGUACCAUUUGCACGGCCUGGCCCGGUUUUAAAUUUUUUAGGCUCGGCCCGGGUAUUUUUUAAAAAAAUUUUUUACGGCCCGGCCCGGAUUUAAAAAUUUAAGGCCCGGCCCAGAUAUUUUUUUAAAAAAAAUUUCAGGCCUGGCUCGGAAUUUUUUAAAAUUAUAUUCGACCUGGUAUAUACAAAAAUUCACCUAUGAGGUAUACCAUAUUUUUCAGCGAGUAUUAUCGCUUAUUAUUUAAAAAAUACAUGUAAAAAGCUAAUAUUUUGAGAAUAUUAUAUUUGAAUUUAUAAAAAUUAUAAAACUGUUAUUUAUAAAAAUGGAUAUUUUGAGCAUAUACUAUAUUUUAUAUUGCAUUUAUAAAAAUAAAACUAAUAUUCAU
Molecule: messenger RNA, 2254 nt
Organism: Gordionus sp. m RMFG-2023
Lineage: Eukaryota; Metazoa; Nematomorpha; Gordioida; Chordodea; Parachordodidae
Exons: 2
Coding region: 475-1731 (418 amino acids)
Biological process (GO): attachment of GPI anchor to protein
Cellular component (GO): GPI-anchor transamidase complex
Source: RefSeq, a predicted model, not a curated record